UCCAUUCUUGCCCAGGGCAAGGGCAAGGGCAAGGGCAGCGGGUCCUUUCCAGCCCAACCACGCCGCCUCUGCCCCGUCCAAGCGGAUCGAGCCCGCCUGGUCUCCGUCGCAUCUCGUCGCAUCUCGUCGCAUCCCGUCCAGUCCCAUAGCCAGAACCGAGUCCGACCCCAAAGCCACUAUCGAGUCCGACCCCCAAGCAACCCGCCCAUUGCCGCUCUUGCACCAGGCUGCAUCAUAUCCAGGCCGCCUGCCCAAUCGAUCUGUGGCCUCUCUUGGAUCGAUCUCCGCUGCCACUUCCCCUCGCUCGGCCGAUUUAACCCCAUCUAUCCGUCACCAUGAAGAAGCCCGUCGUGGACAAUACCCCAAAGCGAAUCAAACAGCUCGAGUUUGGCGUCUUCUCGAGCCAAGCCGCCAUGAACAUGUCCGUGCUCGAGCUCUAUGAGCGGAAUCUGUAUGACGUCAAUGUCCAAGGUCCCGUUCGCGCCCCCGCCCCAUAUGGUGUUUUGGAUAAGCGGCUGGGAACUUCCGACAAGCAAAGCCGCUGCGAAACCUGUGGCGAGAAUCUACAGGACUGCGUCGGCCACUUUGGCGUCAUCCGGCUCGUCUUGCCUGUGUUCCACAUCGGAUACUUCAAGCAAAUGAUCAAGGUUUUGCAAAACAUCUGCAAGACCUGCAGCAGGGUGCUGCUGGAGGAGCAGGUCCGCAGAGUCUUCCUCAAGCGGAUUCGAUCGACCACCGACGGCAACAGGCGGAACGACAUUCUCAAGUCGCUCAACACGACGUGCAAGAAAGCGACCCGAUGCCCGCACUGCAACAGCCUCAACGGAACCGUAAAGAAGGUCGGCGCCAUGAAGAUCGUGCACGAAAAGUUCCGCAAGCGAACCGCCAACAACGUCGUCGAGGAGCGCGAGUUCCGUGAGAGAUUCACCAAUAUCUCCCAGCUCGACCCCGCCCUCAAGCCCCACAUUUCGAAGGCUAUGGAAGACAUGACGCCUCUCACGAUCCUGCGACUGCUUGAGCGCAUUAGCAACGAGGACUGUGAGCUGAUGGGACUCGAUCCCAGCACCGGUCGCCCAGAACUCUUCCUUUGGACAGCGCUUCCGGUUCCACCUGUCUGUAUCCGCCCCUCUGUCGGCGUGGACGCCUCGAGCUCCGAGGACGAUCUCACUGUCCUGCUCUCUGAUAUCAUCGAUAUCAACAGCAAGAUUCGGGCCGUUAUUGCCCAGGGUCUGCCGACGGCAAGUUUGAUGGAGCACUGGGACUACCUGCAGCUGCAGUGCGCAAUGUAUGUCACGAGCGAUCUUCCUGGUGUGCCGCAUCAUCUCCAGAGUCUCUAUAACGUCCGCAAAAUCAAGAAGGGUUUCUGUCAGCGACUCAAGGGCAAGCACGGCCGCUUCCGAGGCAAUCUCUCUGGCAAGCGUGUCGAUUUUUCCGGCAGAACGGUCAUCUCCCCCGACCCCAACCUCCGCAUCGACCAGGUCGCUGUCCCAGAGCGAAUCUGCCGCAUCCUGACCUAUCCCGAGCGCGUCACGGCCUUCAAUAUCGAGCGCCUGCGCAAGAACGUCAUGAACGGCGUCGAUGUGCAUCCGGGCGCUACCUACGUCACGUCGUCCGAGGGAUACAAGAGAUUCCUCAAGUUUGGCGAUCGAGCCAAGGUGGCCCAGAGCCUGCAGAUCGGCGACAUUGUCGAUCGCCAUCUGCAAGAUGACGACAUUGUGUUGUUCAACCGCCAGCCGUCGCUCCACAAGCUCAGUAUUAUGUCGCACAUGGUCAAGGUUCGGCCGUGGAGGACACUACGCUUCAACGAGUGUGUGUGCACGCCUUACAACGCCGAUUUCGAUGGCGAUGAGAUGAACAUCCACGUCCCACAGACCGAAGAAGCCCGUGCGGAAGCCAUCACCCUGAUGGGCGUCAAAAACAACCUAGUCACCCCCAGAAACGGCGAGCCCCUGAUUGCCGCCACCCAGGAUUUCAUCACCGCGUCGUAUUUGAUCUCAAGCAAGGACACCUUCUACGACCGCUCGCAGUUCACCCAAGUCUGCUCGUAUCUCAGCGACGCUACCUUUGACAUCGACAUUCCUCCCCCAGCCAUCUGGAAGCCGGUCAAGCUCUGGACUGGAAAGCAAAUCUUUAGCGUGCUGCUGCGGCCCAACAAAAAGUCCAAGGUCAUCCUGAACCUCGAGACCAAGUGUCGCACCUUCGAGAAGGACAAGUGCGUGGAGAGUACCAUGUGUCCCAGCGACGGCUAUCUCUUUAUCUACAACAGCGAGCUCAUGUGCGGUGUCGUCGACAAGGCCAUCAUCGGCGACGGCAGCAAAAAGUCCAUGUUCUACACCGUCUUGAGAGACUACGGGCCAAUCGAGGCCGCAGCUUGCAUGAACCGCGUUGCCAAGCUCUCUGCUCGUUGGCUUGCAAACAAGGGCUUCUCGAUCGGCAUUGACGAUGUCCAGCCUGGCGAGAUCCUGGCCAAGCAAAAGGAUAUCAAGGUCGUGGAAGCAUAUGCCCGCUGCGAUGAGCUCAUCGGCCAGGCCAAGGCCGGCAAGCUGAAGCUUAUGGCGGGCUGUAACGAGGCCCAGACACUGGAGUCCGAGAUCUCUGGUGUACUCAGCAAGGUCCGUGACCAAGCCGCCGAAAUCUGUCUCAAGGAACUCAGCAAGUACAAUGCGCCGCUCAUCAUGUCCCUCUGCGGCUCCAAAGGCUCCAAGAUCAACGUCUCGCAGAUGGUCGCUUGUGUCGGCCAGCAGAUCAUCAGCGGCAACCGUAUCCCAAACGGCUUUGGAGACCGCUCCUUGCCACACUUCCCCAAGCAAUCCGUCGCCCCCGCCGCCAAGGGCUUCGUCCGCAACAGUUUUUACAGUGGCCUGACUCCGCCCGAGUUCAUUUUCCACGCCGUGUCUGGCCGUGAGGGUCUCGUUGAUACCGCUGUCAAGACUGCCGAGACUGGCUACAUGUCUCGCCGCUUGAUGAAGGCUCUUGAGGAUUUGACGGCCCACUACGACCGAUCGGUUCGAAAUGCCUCCGGAGGUGUCGUGCAGUUCGUCUAUGGCGAUGACGGACUGGAUCCUGCCAGCAUCGAGGGUGCCCAGCAACCUGUUGAGUUUGUUCGAAACCUCCAGCACUCUCGGUCCCUCUUCAACGACCCGCGCGACAAGGGUCUGCUGCCCUAUGAGGUUGAGCAGCACGUCAACAAGGCCCUGGACGAGCCCCGUUUCAAGCAGAUCUGCUCCGAUGAGUACAUCAAGACUCUCAGGGCGUUCAUCAGCGACACAAUGAAUCAUCUGGCUUCUGUCCGCGGCAAACACGGUCUUGGGACAGGCCUGGAAUCCGGCAGCAAAUCCAAGAAGCACGGUGGAGACGCCAACCAGAUCAAGACCCGCAUCACCAAGAAGCAGCUCGAGUGCUUCCUAGAUAUCUGUGCCACCAAGUACGCCCGAGCUGUGAUCGAGCCAGGGACGGCUGUUGGUGCCGUCGGAGCCCAGAGUAUCGGUGAGCCUGGCACCCAGAUGACCCUCAAAACUUUCCACUUUGCCGGUGUCGCCAGUAUGAACGUCACCCUCGGUGUGCCGCGAAUCAAAGAAAUCAUCAACGCCGCCAAGACCAUCUCAACGCCCAUCAUUACGGCCAUUCUCAAUCCCAAGACGGCGUGCAGCGAGAGUGCUGCUCGUGUCGUCAAGGGCCGUGUUGAAAAGACUCGCCUUGAAGAUAUCUCAGAGUACAUCCAGGAGAUUGUCUCGGCUCAGGAGUGCUACUUGCGCAUCAAGCUGGACGAAGGCACCAUCCAUCGGCUUCAGCUGGAUCUCGAUGUCGCCUCCGUUUGCGACGCCAUCGUUCGCGCCCCCAAGCUCAAGAUCUCGUCCGCAAACAUCGCCUUUGAUGGCGAGUGGGCACUCCGCGUCCGUGUCUCUGAGGGCAAGAACGAGGCAUCCAUCUUCCACGAGAUGCAGGUUCUCAAGCGGGCCCUUCCCAAGGUGGUCGUGAAGGGCAUCCGGACGGUAAAUCGCGCCAUCAUCAGCGAGGCGGAGGGCAAGAAACCCAAAGAGUAUCAGCUCCUCGUUGAGGGAUAUGGACUUAUGGAGGUCAUGGGCACCGACGGUGUCGAUGGCCUCAAGACCAAAUCCAACCACACCCUUGAGGUGUUCAAAACCCUUGGUAUCGAAGCUGCUCGCCUGACAAUCAUCAAGGAAAUCAUGUUCACAAUGUCGAGCCACGGCAUGACCAUCGAUCCACGACACGUCAUGCUUUUGAGCGAUCUGAUGACCUUCAAGGGCGAAGUUCUGGGCAUCACUCGAUUCGGCAUCGCCAAGAUGCGCGACAGUGUGCUUAUGCUGGCGUCGUUCGAAAAGACCACGGACCAUCUGUUCGACGCAUCUUUCUUUGGAAAGAAGGACGAAAUCAUGGGCGUAUCCGAGUGCAUCAUCAUGGGCCAGCCCAUGGGAAUCGGCACCGGGCUGUUCAAGCUCAUCCAACGCACAGACGUAGCCCGCGACAUGAUCCCAAAGACCCGCUCGCUCCUCUUUGACGAGCAGCAGGGCAACCUCGCGAUCACCCGCAUCCACUCUCGAAAGUGACCGACGCUGUCCCAGCUGGAUAUGCGCAGAGAGACCGUGUCUGUCUUGAGCAGCCGCUGUCUACACCAUAAUGUUGCAUUUGCUGCAAUGGGGACCGACGGCUAUCCAUACAGCGUACCCGUUUGGAAACGGGACACCCUGUUGUUGUUUUCUGGGACCUGAAUACAUACACACACAAACCAUCACAACCACGGCCAAACAGUGUGUCCAAG
Molecule: messenger RNA, 4780 nt
Organism: Polychytrium aggregatum
Lineage: Eukaryota; Fungi; Chytridiomycota; Chytridiomycetes; Polychytriales
Exons: 29
Coding region: 336-4568 (1410 amino acids)
Biological process (GO): DNA-templated transcription
Molecular function (GO): DNA binding; DNA-directed RNA polymerase activity
Source: RefSeq, a predicted model, not a curated record